AUGUCGAACCCACUUGCCCACGCCAAGAUUGCGCUCCGCAAAUCCAGUGAACGCGGAUACGCUGAACAUGGCGGUUGGCUUAAAUCGUUCCAUACGUUCAGUUUCGCCAGCUACUACGAUCACAAAUUCCAGAAUUUUGGAAGUUUGCGCGUUCUUAAUGAGGACCGUGUUGCAGCGCGCAACGGAUUUCCCACCCAUCCCCAUCGUGAUGCAGAAAUCUUUAGUUACAUCCUCAAUGGCGAGCUCACGCACCGCGAUAGCAUGAUCAAGAAGGGCUCCGAAGGAGAACAAGGAAAACAAUUUUACCGAAUGAAGCGAGGAGAUGUACAAUUCACCACAGGCGGAACGGGAAUCGCACACUCGGAACAGAAUGAAUCCAACAAGUCGGUGCACUUCCUUCAAAUCUGGGCACUUCCCUGGAAGCACGGCCUCAAGCCACAGUAUCACACUAUGUCCUUUAGCGAAGAAGCCAAGCGCAAAGCAUUUGUUCCUAUCUUAUCCCCGCUUGCGGCGGGACCCGAAGCUACUCCGGCACAGGAAGACGCUGCCGUGCCCAAACUUCCCGGCACUAUUCCCAUUCAUGCUGAUUUUGUCAUGGGCGCUGGAAUUAUUGAACCGGCCUCGACAUUCAAGUGGACCGUUGGUGCCGGAGAUGCGGUGGAGUCCAAGAAGAAGCGAAACGUUUACAUCCACCUGCCUAUGACCAAACAGGGCAAGUCCAAGGUCAAGAUCGAUGGUCGGGAGGAUGCCGUUCUUGAAGAGGGCGAUGGAGCCUUUGUUACUAUGGUGAAUGCUGGAGAUGCGCUUCGGGUGGAGAGUGUUGGAGAAGUAGAGGCGGAAGUCAUUGUGCUGGAUAGCAACUGA
Messenger RNA from Penicillium soppii, 864 nucleotides. Its product is annotated as pirin family protein. The record is from RefSeq and is a predicted model, not a curated record. NCBI's taxonomy places the organism in Eukaryota, Fungi, Ascomycota, Eurotiomycetes, Eurotiales, Aspergillaceae. The transcript has 2 exons. Bases 1 to 864 code for a protein of 287 amino acids.